Molecule: messenger RNA, 732 nt
Organism: Strongyloides ratti
Lineage: Eukaryota; Metazoa; Nematoda; Chromadorea; Rhabditida; Strongyloididae
Exons: 2
Coding region: 1-732 (243 amino acids)
Source: RefSeq, a predicted model, not a curated record
AUGAUAAUACCCCUUGCUUAUACUGAUAUAGAUGAUGUAGAACCAAUAGGUUUAAAUGUGUGUAUUUUUGAAAAAGAAGUUUUGGUACGUAAGCCAGAGAAGAUAGUUGUAGAUGGUGUUGUAAGGUAUCCAAUGAAAGAAGUUUUGGUAAAAAAAAAUAUUUCUCAUUGUUGUGAUGGAUUUUAUCAAAAUUCAAAUAAUACCUGUUCAAUAUGUGAUUAUGGAAAAUAUGGAAAAAAUUGUUCUUUGGAUUGUGGAGAAUGUCAAAAUAAUAUGAUAUGUAAUAAUGUAGUUGGUUGUGCUCUUGAUCCAUUACUUGUCCAAAAAUCAUUAUUUAAAAAAUAUUUUGGUUAUGGUCUUUUGGCAUUAAUUGGAGCUGUUUCAUUACUUGUAUUUUUAGUAAUGUACUAUAGAAAAAAAUAUAGAAAAGAAAAAGAUCCUGCUUUACCUACAGUUGUUUAUCAUGAUACAAAAAGUCAAGAUGGGGGAGAGGAAGGAACAAAUGUUGAAAUAAAUAAUCCUAUUUAUAGUUUUCAAGAUCUUAUUGAUGGGUCUGAUAAAAGUUUAAAAAAAACAUUUCCAGACAAUGAUGAUGGACAAAAUAAAUAUGAAGUUCCCGGUGAAAGUUCAAAUAUAUAUACUUCAAUUCAAGAAAGUAAAGAUGAUUCAUCUAAAACUUUGACACCAGAACGUUCAGGAAAUUUAUAUUCAGAUUGGGUUAUUUAUAAUUAA